AUGCUUUCAACGUCUACUUCCCUAUCCCUCGCCGCCAUCGCGAUGUUCGCGACGCAGGCCGCCGCGCACAUGUCCAUUUGGCACCCGUCGAUGUACGGCGUCGGGCCAGGAUGGUCUUACGACGCAGGAGACCCCGUCGCGCCCCUCGGACCGAACUGGGGCAACCGAGACGACUGGUGGUUUCGAGGACCAGGUUUUCGAAGUCUCCCGCCUCAGUCUGGGGCUGUCCUGGAGCUCCCGGCUGGUGGAAGCGUCGAGCUAGAAAUCGCCUGUCAUUAUGCCUUUUCUUCCUACGGCUACGCGACGACUACGCCAGGUUCUGCGCUCGAUGCAUGCCCUGGACCCAAUGCCGGGCCGUACCACUCUGGCGACCCGCUUUCGACCGAAAUCGACGACAACCUCCUCUCUGGCUGCGCGUUGGGAAUUGCGGAUGUCGACAACAUUAACGAUGUGACGAUGGACAACCUCGCCAUCUUCUCCGUUCAGCACGACUGCGUCAAGCAGAAGAACACGAACUUCGAGAUCCCCGCCAAGAUGCCGGCGUGCACGGGCGAGAAGUGCAUCUGCGGCUGGUUCUGGCUUGCCAACAAUGGCACGGCGAACUUCUACAUGACCGGCUUCGACUGCAAGGUGACGGGCUCGCCCGCCGACGCUACGCCCAUCGCCCCGCCUCAGGACCCGGUCUUCUGCAAGAACAACCCGUCGUCCUGCACGACCGGCUCCAAGCGCCCCAUAUACGCUUACAACACGCCUUCGAACGUCCCCUGGAUCGGCAACAACGACCGCGCCGGCUACCACCAGAGCUGGUCGUUCGGCACGAACGGCGCUCAGAACGACAUCUUCAUGCCCGCUGGCUACAACGUCACGGCGUACAAGCAGGCGAUUGGAGGCGGCAAUGCAGCUUCGCCCGUCCCCGAGACGCCGACUGGCGCCAACGGAGCGACCGACCUCGCGGUGACGGCUUCGGCUGUCGCUUCUUCGUCUGCCCUCGGUCAGGGUCCCUACAGCGCCAUUGACGGGCUUACUGGCGGCUACCUCGCCGACGGAACCGGCAACGAGAACGCCGAAUGGUCGUCGAAUGGGCAGACUGCAGGCUCCUGGAUCAAGCUCGCCUGGUCUUCGCCCGUCACCUUCAACCAGAUCCAGCUCUUUGACCGCCCGAACCUCGACGAUCAGGUCAUGGCAGGCAACGUCACGUUCGCCGAUGGAUCGAGCGUCCUCUUCGGCACCCUCCCCAACGACGGCUCCUCGCCGCUCAUCCUCAACUUUGCCUCGCCGAUUACGACGUCGUCACUCAACCUUACCAUCACCGCCGUCAGCAGCUCGACGAAGAACUCCGGCCUCAGCGAGAUCGAGAUCUUCAGCGUUCCCGCCUCGUCCUUCACGACUUCGCCAGUCUCUGUCGUCCCUGGUCCUCAGUCCACCCACACGACGACGACCGUUGCGCCGACGACGACUUCGGCAUCUGUAUCGUCGACGCACACUUCGGCUGCAGUCACCACGUCGUCGUCGGUCGUCAGCAGCGCCUCGGCAAAUUCGACCUCGUUCCACUCGUCUUCCAUCCUUUCUACGACACUUCCGGCUACCACGUCGAAGACGACGCAGGUCACGUCGCCGUCGUCCACGGUCAGUAAGACGUCGACGCCGGUCAGCUCGUCCUCUACAACCUCGAAGCCUGCGGCCAGCUUGUCUUCCGUCAACCAGACUUCCAGUCACCCUGCUACGACGUCGUCCUCCUCCUCCACGUCCUCGUCCCUCGCACCGACUACGUCUUCGAGCGUUAGCAAGACCACCAGUGCAUCGGCCUCGCCUUCGUCUAGCAGCAGCCGCUCUUCGUCCGCCCUCUCCUCGACAUCUUCUCGCCCUGCGACGACCGCCGCACCGACAACAACGUCGAAGAGCUCCACAACGACGACAAAACUGGCGACUACGACCACACCUGUCUUGGCGGCCUCGCCAAGUCCCUCCCUCAUCGACCUUGCCCGCGUCGCCGUAGCCACCGCCUCCUCUCAGCUUCUCGGCCAGCCCGCCAGUGGCGCGAUUGACGGCAUUGUCGGCGGCAUCGUUCCGGGUACGCGCUACAUCAUGCACCAGGAGUGGACGUCUGCCGGCCAGGGCGUUGGGGCGUGGCUUCUCUUGACCUGGACGACGCCCGUCACCUUCAACGAGAUCGUCCUCCACGACCGCCCGAACCUCCAGGACCAAAUCCUCGGCGGCAACUUGACCUUCGCAGACGGGACGGGCGUCUCGUUCGGCCCUCUCGCCAACGACGGCUCCGCUACGCCCAUCUACCUCUCCAAGUCGAUCACGACGACGAGCCUGAAGAUGUACAUCUCGAAGGUGUCGAGCACGACGACGAGCAUCGGCCUCUCGGAGAUCAUGGUCUAUCAGGUGCCCAACCCGAGGUUCCCGGCAGCCAGCGUCUUGACGCCCACCAAGGCGCCUGUCGUCCUGGCGGCGACGCCCGCAACGACCACGGCGACGUCGAGUGUCAAGGCCUCGUCGACUGCGGCCGCCGCAUCCUCCUCCUCGACCUCGAGCAAGAUUGUCUGGUACCUCGCUCCUCCGUCUACCCAGGUUCUCGCGGUCGUCAACCCGAAGGCGACACAGACUCAGGCGCCGCAAAAGCGUCACGCUCGCGACUUCCGCCUCGACGCUUGA
Messenger RNA from Rhodotorula toruloides NP11, 2661 nucleotides. RefSeq names its product Galactose-binding domain-like protein. The transcript has 6 exons. Lineage: Eukaryota; Fungi; Basidiomycota; Microbotryomycetes; Sporidiobolales; Sporidiobolaceae. The record is from RefSeq and is a predicted model, not a curated record. The coding region runs from base 1 to 2661 and encodes 886 amino acids.